Messenger RNA from Nomia melanderi (Alkali bee), 1204 nucleotides. Its product is annotated as peptide deformylase, mitochondrial. Gene Ontology annotation, biological process: peptidyl-methionine modification; N-terminal protein amino acid modification. Gene Ontology annotation, molecular function: peptide deformylase activity. NCBI's taxonomy places the organism in Eukaryota, Metazoa, Arthropoda, Insecta, Hymenoptera, Halictidae. The record is from RefSeq and is a predicted model, not a curated record. Gene Ontology annotation, cellular component: mitochondrion.
CGUUCCUCGUCAGUAGUUUGACUUUUCACGCAGUCGGUAAAUCAGAAAUUUAAUAUGAAGACUCGUAAGUUGCAGAUCUAUUCGUACACCUCGUCGGUGGUCCUACCGAAUAGGUUAUCUUUAUAAAGUUUCAACUCCGUUAAGGGUGCAUUAACAAAUAUUUUUCAAUCAAAACCAUUAACACCCCCUUAUGAUCAUGUUUGUCAAGUUGGCGACCCUGUUCUACGAAUGAAAGCGACACCAGUAGACCUCAAAAUAAUAAAAACGCACGAAUUUCAAACGAUACUUCAGAAAUUAAGUAAGGUAAUCAAAAAAUAUGAUUUGGUGGGAGCGGCAGCGCCACAAAUCGGUAUUUCUUUGCAAAUAUUUGCUAUACAAGUAACGGAAGGGCAAAUUGCUCGUGUAACUCCGCAAGUAUGUGAGGCAUAUGAAAUGGAACCACUACCAUUAACGUAUUUUAUUAAUCCGACUAUAAAGAUAAUAAACCCGACACAAGUAAUACAUCAUGAAUCAUGUGGGAGUAUAACCGGUUUUGGCGCCUCAGUUUCAAGAGCAAAAGAAGUUGAAGUCAAAGCUUUCAAUCAAUUAGGAGAUACAUUUUCCUGGCAGGCCAAAGGAUUGGCAGCUAGAAUUAUUCAACAUGAAUAUGAUCAUUUACAAGGUAAACUUUAUAUUGAUAGGAUGGAUCCAUCUACGUUUGAGUGUCCAAUUUGGGAACUGAUAAAUGUAAAAAAUGAUAUUUCUGAAGAGGAACCCCUCGCGGGAAGCAUGAGAACGGUGUUUCUUUUAGACAGGUUAAGAAAAUCUCCGUGAAAAGCCCGUGCACAGAACUUUCGCGCUACACGGCCAUCACUUGCUGGCCACAGGACCGUGACUACGCACUAUAUAGACCUGGACUCUGGUCACUUCUUAUAUGUAUAUAUAAUGUUUAAUUAUUUUAUAAAUUUUCACAGUAAUUAUGAGAAACUUUUUUACGAGCAUUAUAGUUUUAUAUAGUAAUUUAUUAUCUUCUUAAGCAUUUGUAUAAAAGUGAAGUACGGAAGUAUGAAAAUAAAAUUUGGUAAAAAAGUAAGGAAAAUUAAUACAAGAUAAUAUUUAUUUCUUUUCGAUAAAUAAAUUAAGGAAAAUGAUGUUUUAUAUGCACAACUUAGUAAUUUUUAUUAUAAACUUCAGAAAUAUUUACAUAAGAACAGAAAAAAAUUAG